This is a messenger RNA of Phyllostomus discolor (pale spear-nosed bat), 4109 nucleotides long. RefSeq names its product ribonucleoprotein, PTB binding 2 (gene RAVER2). Gene Ontology annotation, molecular function: mRNA binding. Gene Ontology annotation, cellular component: cytosol. The record is from RefSeq and is a predicted model, not a curated record. Lineage: Eukaryota; Metazoa; Chordata; Mammalia; Chiroptera; Phyllostomidae.
AUGGCGGCGGCGGGAGGCGGCGGCGGCGGCGAGGGGGGCGCGGGCCUGGGCUGCGCGGCGGGGUCGGGGUCGGGGUCGGGGCCGGGGCUGGGGCUGCGCGGGUCCGGCCCCUCCGCGGAGACCUGCGAGGACGCCCGCGGCCCCGCGCCCUCCGCUCUGCACUCGGAGGAGGUGGCCGCGCGGCUGCAGCGGAUGCACCGGGAGCUGAGUAACCGCAGGAAAAUCCUGGUUAAAAACCUGCCCCAGGACAGCAACUGCCAGGAAGUUCAUGAUUUAUUACAAGACUAUGAGUUAAAGUAUUGUUAUGUGGACAGAAAUAAGCGAACAGCUUUCGUUACCUUAUUGAAUGGGGAACAAGCCCAGAAUGCAAUUCAGAUGUUUCAUCAAUAUUCUUUUCGAGGAAAAGACUUAAUAGUCCAACUCCAACCAACAGAUGCUUUGCUGUGUAUUACUAACUUGCCUGCUUCUUUUACAUUAGAAGAGUUUGAAGAACUUGUUCGUGCUUACGGAAAUAUCGAGAGAUGUUUUCUGGUCUACAGUGAGGUUACUGGCCAUUCCAAAGGCUACGGAUUUGUAGAAUACAUGAAAAAGGACUUUGCUGCAAAGGCCAGAUUGGAGCUAUUGGGCAGACAGCUGGGAGCGUCAGCCCUGUUUGCACAGUGGAUGGACGUUAACCUGCUAACUGCAGAGCUCAUUCAUUCCAAGUGCCUUUGUGUGGAUAAACUCCCUGCUGACUACAGGGACUCGGAGGAGCUGUUGCACCUGUUUUCCAGUAUCCAUAAACCUGUGUUUUGCCAGCUUGCACAGGAUGAAGGAAGUUAUGUGGGUGGCUUUGCAGUGGUUGAGUAUAACACUGCGGAGCAUGCUGAGGAGAUUCAGCAAGCAGCAGAUGGUAUGACCAUCAAGGGAAGCAAAGUCCAAGUUUCCUUCUGCGCCCCAGGAGCACCAGGGCGAAGUACGUUAGCAGCAUUGAUAGCAGCUCAACGUGUGAUGCACAGCAGUCAAAAGGGCUUACUCCCAGAGCCAAAUCCUGCACAGAUCAUGAAGAGUUUAAACAACCCUGCCAUGCUCCAAGUUCUUCUGCAGCCCCAGCUCUGCGGGCGAGCUGUGAAACCAGCAGUUCUUGGAACACCUCACAGCUUGCCACAUCUGAUGAGUCCAUCCAUCUCCCCUGCAUUUUUACAUUUGAAUAAAGCACAUCAGAGCUCACUUGUGGGUAAUACUUCUCGUUUGUUCCUUCAGAACCUCCCCCAUGUACCGCUGGCACAGCAGCAACUAAUGAAGUUUGAGAGUAUUCAUACCAAUAACAAGCCAGGCCUGCUGGGCGAAGCCCCAGCGAUGGUGCUUCAGACUGCAGUCGGGAUGGGGCCGGGGCUUCCCUUGAAAGCAGAGCUGGGGCACCACGGAGAAGCACAUAAAACAUCUAACCUGAUUCCAACACAAACAACUGUAACAGCGGGAAUAGGCAUGUUACCGUUCUUUCCAAAUCAGCACAUUGCUGGACAAGCUGGGCCGGGACAAGGGAAUACUCAGGAGAAACAGCCAGCCUCCGUGGGAAUACCAGAAGGAAAUUUCUCAGGGUCACAGGCUUAUCUUCAGAGCUUUCCAAACCUUACUGCUGGAGGUUUGCUGACAGGACACCAUAAACAACCACAAAGCCAGCCAAAAGGCACAGAGAUGAGUUCGGGGCCUGCCUCUCAGAAUCAGACUUCACUCCUGGGAGAACCGCCGAAAGAAAUCCGGCUCAGUAAAAACCCGUACUUGAACUUGGCGAGUGUGUUGCCCAGCGUGUGCUUAUCAUCCCCUGCAAGUAAAACCACUCUGCAGAAGACUGGAAUUGCAAGCAACAUCCUGGAUGCCCUAUCUCAGGGAAACGAACCACAGCACACGCUGGAGAAGUGCAUUGCUUACUCGCAGCCUUUCGGUGACUACGCACAGGUGUCAUCUUUAAGAAAUGAAAAGCGAGGCUCAUCUUAUCUCAUCUCUGCCCCAGAAGGUGGUGGUUCAGUGGAAUUUGUUGAGCAACACUCUCAGGGCACAGGAGCGUAUUACAUGGAGACCUACUUAAAAAAGAAGCGUGUGUACUGAGUUCGCCCCUUAUAUAACCUCGUAGGGUUCUUUGCAGUAUCUCUGCUGUUCAUCGCUGCCUUAACUACAUUCAUACUACCCAUAUCCUUUAAAUACGGGUUUAUAAUUCCCCAGAAGGAACUGUGUUGUGCAGCAGGCAAAAUUGCCAAAUGAAAAGUAAGUAGCAAUAAGAGGAGACAUCAGUUGAGGACAUUUUCCACCAGAAUUAAAUGCAUCUUAAUGUGAUAUUAACUUAUAGUCCAUUGCAGAAAUUAACAAUAUCCCUUGUUUUAGGACUGGGAAUAAUUUUGACACCACAUGUGAAACUUUGAAGCAAUAAAUAGGAAACAGUCCUGUUUCCUAGGCCUUAGAAGAAUGAAUUUCUUACAAGCCAUUGUGAAUUUCUAUUUACAUUCCCUAGAAGUAAUCUCAUUUAUAGAUUUUUAGAGCUUCUCCGUAGAACUGUAAGAAUACAAGUACAAAAUGCAGCAGUGGUAAUGUAAAAACAAAUGCUCUACGUGCAAACUAAAUUAUUCUCCCCACACCAGCCAUGUACUAGGUAUACACUACCACGGAGUCUUUACUUUUAUCUGUUAUUAACCAUUUAUGCCUUUUGUGAAGAAAAACAAGGUAUUUUAACAAAAGUAGCUUUGGUGAUCUAAUUUCAGGGGUUGGCAAACCGUACCCUGGGGUUAAAUUCAGUCCUCCACCUGUUUUUUGUACAGACUACAAGCUAAGAAUGUUUACAUUUUUAAAUGGUUGGCAGAAAAGUGAAAAUUUUAUGACUUUAAAAUUACAUGCAAUUCAGACGUGCCCACACACGCCACUUCACUGGAACACAGCCACACUCACUGGCGCGCAGUGUCGGAGGCCACCCUCGUGCUGCAGCGGCAGCGCCACGCGGCUGUGGCGGAGACGAGAGGGCUUCAGAUGCCAGUGGGUGUCCUUGCUGGCCCUUUUCAGCAAGUUCACUGACCCUGAUCUGACAGUACUAAUUGCCUAAUCCUUUUACUUCACCUACAGAAAGAACUUAACUUUUGCAGCUGAUUUAUAAGUGGCAAUGAACAUACGUUUCUGUCUCAUUUCAUGGCAUAAGAUAGUGAUGACCUGAUUACUACAACAGGGCCUAUUUUGGUCAUUAAAUGCAUUAUUUCCACAAUAUUAUAGUGAAGCAGUCAGUACUGCCCUUUCUGAAGGAAUCUUAAUGGAGUAACAGUAUUUAUAACCAUUUUAAGCUAAUAAGCUUUUACCUCACUCUCUGCUUUGUCUCUUACUCUUUUGUAGUAUGUUAGGCUAAAAAAUUGUUUAUAACUUUUGACCAUCACCAUUUCCUGAAGACUUUGGUAUUAAAUGCAUGAGAAACCUUUUGCCAUCUAGAAACAUAUGUAAAUUUGUUCCUUGUUAUGAGACUAUAAUUGAUGAUAAGGAGUUAAAGGGCCCCAAUGAUCAGUCUUUUUGAACUCAUAUCAUUAAAUAUCUUGUAAUUUGGGGGACUUAUUAUUUUUGACCAUGAUAAAAAAUAUCCUGUUUUAAUUAUGAAGUUAAAAAUUGGUGCACAUGUUGUAUGAUUUGUAAAGAAUAUUGGUCUGAUUUACUGCAUAUAUUAACCUCUUUUGGGGUUAGACAGCUAGAAAACUAAGACAAUUUCUAAGAAGCACACUAACUGAUCAGGAUAGGCCGCACUCGGUUAUGACUCAGCAGAUGAGUAAUGGCGUCUCCGCGCUCUGCACUUCCUCCUGUUUUCCUGUUGCAUUAAGCUUCCUCAAUGCUUAGUCACACCUCUGUGAUUAUACAGAUGAAUUUUAACUAAGAGCUGCAAAGUGAAAUUGGGAAGAGGUGAAAGAAAAGCUAUUUUGGAUUGCAGCCCACGUGGAUCUGCCACCUGUCCCGCCCUGUGCCCCAUUGUCAUUGGACGUAACAGAUAAGUAAUAAGGAUAAUCACCAACCCUCCCAAAGUCUAUAUUGUUAUUUUUCUAAGUAAACAAAUUGUUUGAAAUGCUUUGAAAAUGGAGUCUUAAUAUUAAAAGGCAUAUGCAUGUGAA